Cladophialophora psammophila CBS 110553 is the source of this 1518-nucleotide messenger RNA. RefSeq lists its product as uncharacterized. The record is from RefSeq and is a predicted model, not a curated record. Lineage: Eukaryota; Fungi; Ascomycota; Eurotiomycetes; Chaetothyriales; Herpotrichiellaceae. The transcript has a single exon. Gene Ontology annotation, cellular component: cytoplasm; chromosome. Gene Ontology annotation, molecular function: 3'-5' DNA helicase activity; nucleic acid binding; ATP binding. Gene Ontology annotation, biological process: double-strand break repair via homologous recombination. The coding region runs from base 1 to 1518 and encodes 505 amino acids.
AUGUCACGAUCGCAAUUAAGACGGACCGUAAGCAUUACAGAUCUACGCUUUACCCUGAGACGCGUCUUCGGCAAGGCCGCAUUCCGACCACUCCAGGAAGAGAUCAUUACUGCUGUGCUGGCUGGACAUGAUGUGUUUCUCUGCGCAGCCACAUCCUUUGGCAAGUCACUAUGCUACCAGUUACCUGCUGUUGUGUCUCUCGGAGUCACUGUCAUCAUUUCACCCCUCCUAGCGUUGAUGGAAAACCAGGUCCAAGCAGCUAAGUCAUUGGGUAUCGCUGUCCAGCGUAUCAAUGGCAAGACUGAAUGGUCUGAAAAAGUCCGAAUCGAGACGGACCUCCUCUGCGGACAUCCAGAAACCAAGCUUCUCUACGUCACCCCGGAGCUUUGCGCACAGGACCGGUUUCGAAAGCUCAUCUUGAAAGUCCAUCGCCAGGGUCAACUUGUGCGAAUUGCUGUGGACGAGGCACAUUGCAUCAGUGAAUGGGGACAUGAUUUUCGUCCGUGUUACAAAGAGCUGGUAUGGCUGAAGACGAACCUCACCUGUCCCACCGUACCCAUGAUGGCGGUGACUGCGACUGCUACAAAACAAGUGCGAGAAGACAUUUUCAAAUUUCUAAGCCUUGAUAUUGACAAAACGAAAUGCUUCUCCACUUCCACUGCACGGCCAAACAUUCAUUAUGAGAUUCAAUACUUCUCAGAGUCGAACCCAAAGAAUGGACAGGAUGACAUGUUUCCAUACCUUCUAGCAAAAUUGGACUUCAUGCAUCGGAGACGGCUAAUAAGGCUCAGAUAUCAGAAAGAGCAGCACGCGACAGCUACUGUGCCUCCGAUCACUGGCAUUAUCUAUGUCCCGCUUCGUGCUACAGCAGACACUCUCGCCUCAGAGCUGACUGCCGCGGGAGUUCGAUCAUGCGCUUACCACGCCGGUUUAGAUAUGGAAAAACGGGAGAAAGUACAGAGGACAUUUAUCAGAUAUGCCACUUCAAAUCCCCAUCUACUGCAAGUCGAUGACGACCAAAGUAUGAUGAGCUCUUUCAACAUCAUCUGUGCCACCACAGCUUUUGGCAUGGGUAUCGAUGUCCCCACUAUUCGGUUUGUGAUUCACUACGGUCUUCCGAGGGGCAUGGAGUCAUUCACACAAGAGUCAGGACGUGCCGGACGGGACAACAAAGCAGCAUCAAGCAUAAUAAUGUACACUCGAGAAGACAAAGAGCGGUGCGAGUAUCGCGCCACAUGCGAGGCAGCCAAGGACAAAAGCCGGGCCAAGACUGAAUCAAGAUUUGAGUCGCUCCGCAGCAUAGUCGAAUUCUGUGAGAAUACGGACUGCUGUCGUCACAUACUGGUCUCUCGAUAUUUCGGAGACAAGAGUGGCUCGGCGGAGUGCCACCUUGCAUGCGACGUGUGCAAGGAAGGGCCGGCCAAGUUAAAGAAACGCAAGGAAAAGGGCCUGGCAACGGAAGCAGAAGCGAUGGAAUUUACACAGAGGGAACCGAUUUUAGAUUACGAGUCCGAAUAA